Siniperca chuatsi (mandarin fish) is the source of this 2664-nucleotide messenger RNA. It is a transcript of the gene fam20a, whose product is annotated as FAM20A golgi associated secretory pathway pseudokinase. The transcript is spliced from 10 exons. Gene Ontology annotation, cellular component: Golgi apparatus. Gene Ontology annotation, molecular function: protein serine/threonine kinase activator activity. NCBI's taxonomy places the organism in Eukaryota, Metazoa, Chordata, Actinopteri, Centrarchiformes, Sinipercidae. The record is from RefSeq and is a predicted model, not a curated record. The coding region runs from base 337 to 2052 and encodes 571 amino acids.
CAGGUCCCUGGAAGCAGCCAAACUGUCGGUGACUGUUGCAAACACAUGCUCGCUCUCAGCUUGGAUCUCUCUUCAGUCGCUGCCAAGGGAGGAGGAGGAGAAGGAGGAGGAGGAGAAGAAGAAGAAGUGAGGCUGGAAGGAACAGACUGAAACACACAGAUAGAAAAGAGAAAGAGACUUGGACCAACCUCUGACUGCUUACCUCUCGCCUCUACCUUGGCUGACAGUGUGAGAGACUGGAGGCAGCCGACAAGUGAUGCCUCGCACUCUCUGGAGCAGCACAUAGUCAGGACUUUCUUCAGCUUUCUCUUUCUACAUUUUCCUCUCUCUGUUUCAAUGAUGAGGAGAGACCGUCUCUUCUUAGCCGCGACCCUCACAGCCAUCUUCUCCGCUGACCUCUACUUUAUCCUCCUGCCAAAGCUACGGAGCGUGGGGCAAGGAUCGGGACACUUUUGCUCAUGUGGUCACAACAACCUCACCCUUCCCAGGCACGGGGGUCUCGCCACCCCCCAGCUUUCCAACUGGACUUCUGUGCCGCCCCUGGAUGGUACCACAUCUGAACCCACUGGUGGGGGCUCAAAGCUGGGGAGGCUGUUUGCUCACCCUCUGUAUAACAUCCAGACUCCGGUGCUGGGGCCAGAGGAGAGGCUGCUGCAGGCGGAGCAGCUGAUGGAGUACUACAGGAGGAAGGUGUCACGGUGGGAAAGACAUAUGAAACUCUACAGUGAGGCAGCGGCUGUGUCCAACAUCACUGUAAUCGAACAUGAAGUGACCUUUGACCCCGACGCCAGCUGGCUGAAGUUCCACCUGGGAAUAAGCCGCUACGCUCUGUACUCCCGCGAUGACCCCGCUAUCCCACAACUCCUCAAGGAGAUGCAGAGCAUGACGGUCGUCAGCGCAGAUUACACUCAAGAUGAGAAGGCCCUAAAAGGAGCAUGUGAUUGUACCCAAGUUGUGAAGCCCAGUGGACAUCACCUGAAACUGGCUUUGAAGAUGCAAAACUUUGCUAAAGCCAUGUUCAAACCAAUGAGACAGCAGAGGGACGAGGAGACUCCAGAAGACUUCUUCUAUUUUGUCGAUUUCCAGAGACACAAUGCAGAGAUUGCUGCCUUUCACCUGGACAGGAUCCUGGACUUCCGGAGGGUCCCGCCGGUGGCUGGCAGACUGGUGAACGUCACAGGAGAGGUCCUCCAAGUCACCCACAACGAAGACCUGCGAGCCGUCUUCUUCACCUCACCAGCGAACAACACAUGUUUCUUUGCCAAGUGCCUAUAUGUGUGUAAGACCGAAUACGCCGUGUGCGGGAGCCCCGACCUGCUAGAGGGCUCCCUGUCUGCCUACCUGCCCGGCCUCAGUAUCGCUCCCCGCAUCUCCAUCCCCAACCCCUGGAUACGCUCCUACACCUUCACUGGACGAGAAGAGUGGGAAGUGAAUCCCUUCUUCUGUGACACCAUAAAGCAGCUGUAUCCCUAUAACUCAGGCAACAGGCUCCUCAACAUCAUAGACAUGUCCAUCUUCGACUUCCUUACGAGUAUUUUAUACCACUACCUACUACUAUCAUCUACUAUUCACAUGAGCACUAGAACUUUUACUGUCUAUAAUCUAUAUAUUUCUGUAAUUUUUUUUGUCCCUGUUAAAGGCAACAUGGACAGGCACCACUAUGAGAUUUUUACCAAAUUUGGGGACGAAGGAUUUCUUCUCCACUUGGACAAUGCCAGAGGGUUUGGGAAGCACUCUCAAGAUGAGAUGUCCAUCCUGGCUCCGCUAUCUCAGUGCUGCAUGAUAAAGCACUCCACUCUGUUGCGGCUCAAGCUCCUGGCCCGACCAGAUUUCAGGCUCAGCGAUGUGAUGAGGGAAUCCCUGGAGGGAGACCCUUUACAGCCGAUCCUGACGAACCCCCACCUCUUAGCCCUGGACCGCAGGUUACAGAAGGUCCUCAGAGUGGUCCAGCGCUGCAUCCGGCGGCUGGGCGAGGACGAGGUGAUCACUAAGGACUUUGUCAAAUCCUCAGCGAGACCUCAGACUGCCACAGAGACGAAAAAGGUCAGGUAGCAGCCUCCUCAUAGCUGCUCUUUGUACUGCAGAGGACUUCAUGAUGAAGCGCAGUCACCUCAUGAGCAAACAAGGCUCAGAUGGUUUAAGGAACAAGCUAUAAAUGGACGACGCUGUGAAAUCUUCAGAGCAGCUUGUCAGAGACGGAAGGCAUCAUUUUGUGCAGGUUCAGAACAUGAAUCACUGCAGGCCUCAAAUUCCUAUCACAGAGGGAGCCAUACUUUUUCAUUUCCUUUUGUUUCUCUCAUGGUCAUAAAUUCCCCCAAAGGUACAUUUUAUGACGGGGCUCUCACUUUUCAUGUGCACCUACACCAUCAGAGUGGUUUGGGGGUUAAUACAUUUAAAGGAACAAUUAAAGACCAAUUUCAUAUGGAAAAUUAGCUGGAAGAGUAAAAAUAAAGCAGUAACAGUAUCAGGGAAUAUUUCAUUGAUACAUCAGGCCAUAGGCACUCUCUCACUGUCAUACACAUUCAGCAAUGGAGUUAACAUUUCUAAGAGAGCUGUGAUGCACUGGAAAACUCAAAUUAAUGCUGGUGAAUAUAGUGGUUAUGGAAAGAAAGCUUUGUGUGUCCACGUGAUGUUAUAAUUAUAAAAUAAAGUUAUUUUAUGUGA